Messenger RNA from Perognathus longimembris pacificus (Pacific pocket mouse), 605 nucleotides. RefSeq names its product Rieske Fe-S domain containing (gene Rfesd). Gene Ontology annotation, molecular function: 2 iron, 2 sulfur cluster binding. Lineage: Eukaryota; Metazoa; Chordata; Mammalia; Rodentia; Heteromyidae. The transcript is spliced from 4 exons. The coding region runs from base 102 to 578 and encodes 158 amino acids. The record is from RefSeq and is a predicted model, not a curated record.
GCUAUUUUGCAUCUUUUGUACAACAUGGUGACUAGAGUUAAUAAUAUAUUCUUUAUGCUAAGAGUGAAUAUAAAGUGUUCUCACUACAAAAUGAUAACUGCAUGAGCAUGGACCUUGAAGACUCUGAACAAGAUCCUGAAGAGAAGUAUUCUUCUGUCUGUGUUGGCAGAGAAGAUGACAUUAAGAGAUCUAAGAGAAUGACAGCUGUUGUCCAUGAUAGAGAAGUAGUCAUUUUCUACCACAAAGGAGAAUACCACGCAAUGGAUAUCCGCUGCUACCAUGCAGGAGGGCCACUACAUUUGGGAGAAAUAGAGGAUUUUGAUGGACGACCAUGUAUAGUUUGCCCCUGGCAUAAUUACAAAAUUACAUUGGCAACAGGAGAAGGAUUAUACCAAUCUAUAAACCCUAAAGAUCCAUCAUCAAAACCCAAAUGGUGCUCCAAAGGGAUAAAGCAAAGGAUUCACACAGUGACAGUGGACAAUGGGAAUAUUUAUGUGACUCUUUCUAAGGAACCCUUUAAGUGUGACUCUGACUUUUAUGCCACUGGAGACUUCAAAGUAAUUAAAAGUUCUUCCUGAUAAAAAUAGAUGGCUAUGAAAAAUGUA